This is a messenger RNA of Penicillium riverlandense, 2079 nucleotides long. Its product is annotated as flavin monoamine oxidase family protein. The record is from RefSeq and is a predicted model, not a curated record. Gene Ontology annotation, biological process: amino acid catabolic process. The transcript has 2 exons. NCBI's taxonomy places the organism in Eukaryota, Fungi, Ascomycota, Eurotiomycetes, Eurotiales, Aspergillaceae. Gene Ontology annotation, molecular function: L-amino-acid oxidase activity; polyamine oxidase activity. Bases 1 to 2079 code for a protein of 692 amino acids.
AUGGCUGUCCGUCCUUCAGUGGCCCUCCUUGGAGCCAUUGCUCUGGCUUCAUCUUCCCAAGCCAUUGCCCUUCCCAGCGCAAAGAUAUCUCUUUCUAUCCCCGGGACUGUUGAGAUAGAUGGACUGAGCAAUAUUUACGUGGACUACCAUUCCCCCGUGGAUGGCCAUUUCGCCAUUCAUUAUGGAAGCUGUGAUAUGUCUUCGUCUCAUCCUUCUCUGGCUUACCACGAGGUCGGCUCGACCUACAUUGGAAACCACCAUCUGGCACGUCGACACCUGGACUGGGAGGAUCAACGGCCCAGUCGGUUUGUUUGGAUCACUCCCAAUGACAUUCAGGGUGAGGGCUGUCUCCAUGCGUACUCGGACAAUGAAUGGAUUGGCUCUUCUUCCCCAAUUAAUGUGGUCUCCAAGAAGGCCAAGCGUGCGCAUGACAUCUCCAUCGACCUGGCAGACAUUUCGGAUGUCGAGGGGCCCUGGUUCGAUGGUGUCGCUUACCUGAAAGCGAAGGAGCCCAGCAAGAAAUUCGUGGCGAAGGCCAAAGAGAAGGAGAUCGGUAUCUUGGGAGGUGGUAUGUCUGGAUUGAUGACAUCGCUGCUUCUGGACUCGGUCGGAAUCAAGAACUGGAAGAUCAUCGAAUCAUCCGGCCGCGUCGGCGGACGAAUCCACACUAGCUAUCUUAAUAACACCCGCCCGGACCAGUACCAGUAUCAGGAAAUGGGGCCGAUGCGCUUUCCUGUCAAUAUCACUUACGCGGGAACGGAUGAGGUUAUCGAAAUCCAAGACCACAAGAUGGUCUUCCAGCUGGCGGACUACGUGAACAAACUUAACCACCAUAAGCCAGAUCUGGAAGUGAACUUCAUCGAAUGGAUCCAAAGCGCUGCCAACGACCCGGUCAGUACAGAUAAGCGCCGACCAGAUGGCACUGUUCCUGGAAAUGCCGAAGUGCAAGCCAACAAGAGCCUCGAAUCCACCCCAGAGCCGAUGACCAAGGCUGCUGCACCUUAUGCCGCCAAGGUCGAAGAAUGGUUGUCUCUGAGCAAGAAGAACCUCACCGAGAUGGCUACUAAUGUGUUCAAGGCGCAUAAGAAGGCUGUGGAUGCGGGUUACUUGGGCUGGUCGGAGUCCAACUACCUGAGAUAUUACCUUGGGGCCAACGUCAACAUCACCGAUGAAGUGGACUCCUUGGCCGAUAGCUAUGAUAGCUGGCUCUACGAUAAUACCUACUUCUCUGCCACGCAGUGGAAGACGAUCGAUAAGGGUUUGAGCAGCUUGCCAAUGGCCAUCACCCCCCUGGUCGAGGACCGGACUCUCUUCUACAGCGUGGUCAACCGCAUGGACUGGGAUGAAGACAAGGAGAAGAUGACGGUGUACUACCGGCCCCGCAACGAUUCCUGGGCUGAGAGCAAGACCAAGGAAUUCGACUACGUCGUUACUGCCGUUCCUUUCACUCGAGUCAGGCUCUGGCAGUAUCCCCCAUACUCCCUGGUUCUCAACAAUGCGAUCCAAACCUACGGAUAUGAAUCUGCGUGCAAGGUGGCUCUGCUAUAUAAGACACGUUUCUGGGAACAUAUGGAGUAUCCCAUUAUUGGAGGCUGCGGAUCCGUCAACAUCACCGGUAUCGGCAGCAUCUGCUACCCUUCAUACAACAUCAAUGGCACCGGGCCCGGUGUCCUCUUAGCCUCAUAUGAAGAGGGUGCUGGGGCCCUAGCUACCACGGCCUUCAGUGAAAGCGACCACAUUGCUUUCGUCCAGCGUGCAAUGAUCGAUGUCCACGGCGAGGUCGCCAAGGAGCAAUACACUGGCAUCUAUGACCGUGUCUGCUGGGCGACCAUGCCUGACCAGGGUGCUUCCUGGGCCGCUCCCGAUGCUGGCCAGCAGGAACUGUAUAUUCCUGCUUUCUUCCAGACCGAGAUGAAUACUGUGUUUGUUGGAGAGCACACCAGCUACACCCACGCCUGGAUCUUCAGCGCCUUGGAGAGCGCGGUCCGCGGCACCACGCAGCUGUUGCUGGACAUGGGAUUGGUCGAUGAAGCUAAGCAAGUCACCAAUCAGUGGAUGGCGCGGUGGAUCAGUGUCUAA